Zychaea mexicana is the source of this 708-nucleotide messenger RNA. RefSeq lists its product as uncharacterized. The record is from RefSeq and is a predicted model, not a curated record. The transcript is spliced from 3 exons. NCBI's taxonomy places the organism in Eukaryota, Fungi, Mucoromycota, Mucoromycetes, Mucorales, Lichtheimiaceae. Bases 1 to 708 code for a protein of 235 amino acids.
AUGGUAUGCAAGCAAGCAAAUUCUGUUAUUGCUCAGGUCGCUCAGAAACAAAUUGGCCGACAUCCGAUCGCAGCUCAACUAUUACAAGAAAAAAUAGUUGAGAGCCUUGCUACAAAGAAGAACGUUGGUGUUAUCGGCGUGGACCCAGGGCUUGUAGUAUCAGCAACUUCUAUCACCACUACUGCCAAAGAUCUGCACCAAACAAUUGUUUCGUACACCCGUCCCCAGCCAUCAUCAUCGCCAUCUUCUUCUUCAGCACCUGAAACAGCACCAACACAGCCAUCAGAUCUGCCAUCUGUGGCGCGCCCGCUACCUCCAGCACAGACUUAUACAGCUAAAAAGAAAACAGCAGCUACGCUGGAAGCAGCUCACCAAGCCAGACGGGAACAGUACAAGAAGAAACAUGACGACAAUACUGGUGAUCAAGACAGACGACAAAAUGCUCGCACUAGGGACAUCCGACACAACGUCUUUCAUCGGAAACUUGUGUCAUCGUGGAGGGCCACUGUUGUGGUGCGAACGCCACCUUACAACAUCAUUUGGGUUCCCCCGACCGUGACCAAGUUACUGCUACCAAUACCGGCGCGAAGGCAAAUUGGUCAAGGUCAACAGUGCUUUGCGGUGCACCAGUCCAGCAUGCUCGAACAAGAGUCGCAACACUCACAACAGGAGGGACCAAGUCGGGUCCGUCAAUAUCGCAUCGAUUGA